AUGUACAUGGACAGUAUUCAAGAAUCAGACUCAAGAAAUUCUGAAAAUAUAUAAUGUAUAGGCCCAUAUAUACAUUAAUAAUCUACAAGAGUGUAUUAAAAAAGAUUAACUUCCCUUGCCUCUAUGGUUUCUGAUCCAUAAGAUGGUUUUAAUCAAUAGUAAAAUGAUUUAUUGUAUUCUGAACAACGUAAACUAAAAUUUAUAAAACAGAAAGAAAGUGUGAGAAGAUUUUAAACAAAAAAUCAUGUAAUCUAACAUUUUUUAAAAAUUUAGAAUUCGCCACUUGUAUCAAAAUAAGUCACUAAAAAACCUUAAGGCAGCUUCUAAUAAAAAAUUUCUCAUUCUUUAUAAGCUGCUUAAUCAUAAAUGAAAUUAAUUUUAGGUAUGCUCCUUAGGAAUAGAUACAUUAAAAAAUUUUCAUAAAAUCUAUUUUUGAAAUCAUAUGUUCUUCCAAAGAGUAAAAAAAAUCUUUUAUUAUCAGAUUGGUAUUUAUAGGCUAAUUAAUUUUAAAAUGAAUUAAGUAUAAUUUAAUUAAAUAUUAGACAGAUAAAGAUUAUCAGAUAGUUAGUAAGUACUUAUUCUACCCUGGUUCAAAUUUUAUAAUUGUUUUUGAUACCUUCAUAAUGAUGAUUUAUUUAUUUAGUUUAUGGCUUAGUCCAUUUUUAACUAGUUUUACUCCAGAUGAGGGUGGAAUAGCAUCAACAGCUAUUUUAAUCAUAAUAGGAUUAGCUUUAGAAAUAUUUAUUUCUCUAAAUAGAGCAAUAAUAAAUUAAGGAGAAAUAAUUGAGGACCGUAAAACGAUAAUAAAAUAAUAUGUAACCAAAUAAUUAUUUUAUGAUUUAUCAAUGAUAAGCAUUUGGUUACUGUAUUUCCUUUAAUUUUAUAAAAUUUCAAUAAUAAAUGAAAUUUUAGGUAUUCUAUCAAGUAUAAUUACUAUAAAAAAAUUGGCUAAAAAUUAUUUUGGAUAUAUUGAGUAUCUUUAUUUAAAAGGAGGUGUUAAUAGUUUAGUUGAUCUAAUAACAUUAGUUAUAAUAAUUUGUUUUUAUGCACAUUUUAUGGCAAGUAUUUGGCAUUAUAUUGGAUCAAUAGAUUUACAAUUUGAAAAUACAUGGAUAAUAAAGUAUAAUUUAAUUGAUCAAUCUAUAUGGCAUAGAUAUAAUUAUUCAUUCUAUUGGGCUACUGUUACUAUGGCCACAAUUGGUUAUGGAGAUAUUACUCCUUAAAAUCAAGUUGAAAUUAUUUUCUCAAGCAUAAUGAUUUUAAUUUCAAGUUGUGUUUAUGCAUAUUUAAUGAAUUCAAUAGGAAUAUUAGUUAAACAUAUGAAUGAUACAAGAUUUAAAUACAGAAAACAAAUGGCAAUUGUUAGUUCUUAUAUGAGAAAAAAUAAUGUAAAACCAUAAAUUUAGGCUAGAGUCAAAAAUUUCUUAUAACUUAAUAUAUAAACAGAUAAAAAUGAAAAUUCAGAAGAAUUAGAGUAAUUAUUCUAAAUCUUUCCUGAAAGUUUAAAAUCAGAUAUGAUAAAUAAUAUCUAAAACAUAUUGAUAAAUAAAAUAAUGUUUUUAAAAUAGAAUUUUAGUAAAAAGCUAUUAAAGCAAAUAUCUACAAAUAUUAUUAGAUUUUAAGCUGCUCCAGGUGAUUGUAUUUUUAAAUAAAAUGACUAAAACGAAAAAAAUUUGUAAGAUUUAAUUUUUUAUUUAGAUAUUUAAUUCAUGAAGGAAAAGUAGAAUUGAUUGAAGAAAGAACAAAAAAGCCUUUACAAGUGUUGUAAUAAAAUGAUUGUUUUGGUGAAUAUUAAUUUUUUACUGGAUUUCCUCCAAAAGUCACAGCAAUAUCAAAAGGAUAUUCUGAAAUUUGUAAAAUUAGUAGAGAUAGUUUAUUAGAAUAACUUUAAAAAUUUUAAAAAGAUGCUGAAAGAUUUCAUCAUAUAAAGGAUUCAAUAUUAUUCGAAAAUAAUUUUUUCAAAAUCUUUUUAAACUGCCAUUUAUGUGGAUAGUAUAAUCAUUAGAUAAUUGAUUGUGGAAUGAUAUAAUAUAAACCAGAUUUAGAAUAAAGAUAAAAGAAAGCUUAUUAUAUUUGGAAAUAAAAUAGAUAAUCAUGGAUUAGAAAACAAUUAAAAUAUAAUUCCUUAGUAGCAUAAUCUGUAGUAGCUGAAUCUAUAUUAAGAUAUUAAUAAGAUAUUUAAGAAUCUUUAAUAGAUGAUUAAAAUGAUCUAAAUGAUAAGACUGAUACUAUGAUUGAAUAAGAUUAAACAUAAUCAAAGCUGGUUGUUCAAGAAACUCAAGAUAAUUUGGCCUAAAAAACAUAAAAUAAAACUAUAAUCUCUUAACAUUAAUAAUUUUUGGAGAAAUAAUAGUUUUCUAGUUCGUUUUAAAAAUUUCCAAAAAAUUUAAAAACUAAUACGAUUUAAAUAAAAGAAAGAAACUCUUUUAUGGAACUAUAGCUCCCAUUAAUUAGAAAAUAAAAAUCAGAUGAUAAUUAUUUUGAAUCAUUAGCCAUACCAUAAUUAUUUCAUUAAAAUAAUAUUGAUCAAAUGAGAAAUUAUCGUUAUUAUUUUUGUGAACAAAAUUCAACAGACAUUAUAAAAACUUAUAAUAAUAUUUAAAAUAAUAAAAAAAAAGAAGAGGGAGAGUUAAAUGAAUUGAAAAAAUUUUACCAUAAAUACACUUUCAAUUAAUCGUUAGUUAACAUGUUAAUAAGGACAAAAAAAUUAUUAUAGUGA
Messenger RNA from Paramecium sonneborni, 2719 nucleotides. NCBI's taxonomy places the organism in Eukaryota, Ciliophora, Oligohymenophorea, Peniculida, Parameciidae. The record is from the annotation of a GenBank genome assembly.